UUUACUUCUUACUCAGCUUCCAACCUUACCAGUCAAAUGUUUACUCCACUUGCUUGUAUUAAUCGUACGCUAACAACCGCUGCAAGAUGCAAACGGCGGGUGGUAGUAACAGGAAUAGGAAUAUUAUGUCCUCUCGGAAUUACUACACAAAAUGCCUGGAAAGCUCUCAUUAACUGUAAAUCAGGUGUUGUCGGAUUAACUGAACCGGAUUACGAAAAACUACCUUGUAGAAUUGCUGCAUUAGUACCUAAGGGAGACGGUCCUAAUGAAUUAAAUAUUGAUUCACACUUCACGAAAAGUGAAUUACGCACAAUGUGUCCUGCCACUGCUUAUGCUCUGAUUGCUACUGAACACGCGCUAAACGAUGCUAAAUGGAAACCAGAAAAUGAAACGGAUAAACAAGAUACAGGAGUAGCUGUAGGAAUUGGAAUGAUAGAUUUGGUCGAUGUGUGUACAACGUACGAAGCCUUGAAAAAAGGGUACAAUAAAGUCAGUCCGUAUUUUGUGCCAAGGAUUUUGCCAAAUAUGGCUGCAGGACAAAUUAGUAUUAAAUAUGGCUUUCGUGGUCCAAAUCAUUGUGUAUCGACAGCAUGUGCAACCGGAGCACAUGCAAUUGGUGAUGCAUUUCGCUUUAUCCGCGGCGGGGAAACUAGUGUAAUGAUAUGUGGUGGUGCAGAGGCAUGCAUCAGUCCUCUUGCUAUAGCUGCUUUCUGUAGACUUCGAGCUCUAAGCACUUCUAGGAAUGAUUUUCCACAUGAAGCGUCGCGCCCGUUUGAUAAAGACAGAGAUGGAUUCAUAAUGGGAGAAGGUACUGCGAUACUAGUGCUGGAGGAAUUAAAUCAUGCACUUGCAAGGAAUGCAAAUAUUUAUGCGGAAGUAUUAGGAUAUGGUUUGUCUGGUGAUGCAGCGCAUAUAACUGCACCCAGUGAAGACGGUUCUGGUGCUAUAUUAGCUAUGGAUAGAGCGGUAAAAGAUGCUGGUAUAGAAACUAUGGAAAUUACUUUUGUCAGUGCACAUGCAACUUCAACUCCCCUGGGUGAUGCUAUAGAAGCAAAAGCUAUAGAAUCGUUUAUGGGGCAACAUAGUAAAAACGUGACUGUUUCUAGUACAAAAGGGGCUCAUGGUCACUUAUUAGGAGCAGCAGGAAAUUUAGAAGCUGCUUUUACUGUUUUAGCAAUAAAAGAAGGUAUAAUCCCGCCAACAUUGAAUCUGCAUAAUUUAGAUAUAAAAACAUCUUUAAAUUUUGCACCAAAUGAAAAAAAAAUGUGGAAUUCCGUGCCGAGACGUGUAGCUUUAAAAAAUGCUUUUGGUUUUGGAGGAACAAAUGCAUGCUUGUGUUUUGCAGAAUAUAAUGAAUAACCCAAUUAUUAAACUGAAACUAUUUUGAGAAAAAGCAUAAUAAUACACAACAUAUCCUGAACUAGUCAUUCCUUCAGAUACAUUAAUUAAUACAUACAUCGCAUUUACAGAGAUUGUAUAUGCAUAAUGUUGCUCAACUAAAAUAUAGUUUUGUGAUAA
Colletes gigas is the source of this 1518-nucleotide messenger RNA. Its product is annotated as 3-oxoacyl-[acyl-carrier-protein] synthase, mitochondrial. The transcript has 4 exons. Gene Ontology annotation, molecular function: 3-oxoacyl-[acyl-carrier-protein] synthase activity. NCBI's taxonomy places the organism in Eukaryota, Metazoa, Arthropoda, Insecta, Hymenoptera, Colletidae. Gene Ontology annotation, biological process: fatty acid biosynthetic process. The record is from RefSeq and is a predicted model, not a curated record. Bases 37 to 1359 code for a protein of 440 amino acids.